UUCAAUAUCAAAAUGGCAUGAAUUUAUUCAAACCCUCUGAUUUCGUUUUCUUUUUCCCCCACUACUCUCUCUUAUUUUGCCCUUCUUGUCGAGCCAAGCAAGCUCCCUUUCCACUGGAUUUCCUUCUUCCAGAUUCUGGAUUCUGGUUAUAAUCAUGUUUUUGUCAAGAUUGGUUGGGAGGAGAUUCUUGGCUGCUGCAAAAUCAGAAUCAUCUGCUACCACUGGGGCUGCUACUUCUACAGCUAGGGCAGGAGGCAACCCUCUUGAGGAGUUCUUUGAGGCAGAUAGAAGCCAAGAUGAAGACAAGCCUGUUGUUUAUGGUCGAAGUUGGAAAGCUUCAGAACUGCGCUUGAAGUCCUGGGAAGACCUUCAUAAGCUUUGGUAUGUAUUAUUAAAGGAGAAAAACAUGUUGAUGACUCAACGGCAGAUGCUGCAUUCUCAAAACCUACGAUUCCCAAAUCCAGAGCGCAUUCCGAAGGUGAGGAAGUCAAUGUGCCGUAUAAAGCAUGUACUAACUGAGCGGGCAAUUGACGAGCCAGAUCCCAGGAGGUCUGCUGAAAUGAAGAGGAUGAUAAAUGCUUUAUGAUAUGUUCUAUGCUUGUCUUGGUUCCUAGGGCUACUGUUGUUGCUGGAUGUGAUACUUCAAAAUUUUGUAUGUUGGAAUUUCAUCCUUCUGGUAAUUUAUAAAACAUGUGUUUCUUCCACACUUAAAAGUUUUAUCAGUGGUUAGGAUCAACAAAUGAUUUUUGUAUCUGUAGACCUACUGUGUGUGUUGAACCAUUGUUAUCAAGUAAAUGAUAACAAGAAAGCAGUGAGCUGUUGAGCUUUCUAAUGUUACCUUGGGAACUUGUAAAUUAUAUCAAAAUAAGAUAUAAAUGAUGGGAUAUGGCAUUAUGGUGUCUGAGAAAGUGCCAUGACUAAAA
Molecule: messenger RNA, 923 nt
Organism: Carica papaya (papaya)
Lineage: Eukaryota; Viridiplantae; Streptophyta; Magnoliopsida; Brassicales; Caricaceae
Biological process (GO): mitochondrial translation
Cellular component (GO): mitochondrial large ribosomal subunit; mitochondrial ribosome
Molecular function (GO): structural constituent of ribosome
Source: RefSeq, a predicted model, not a curated record